UUGGCAUUGACGGAAACCUGCUAUUUUCCAUAUUUUUGUUGAUUAAAGUUGUCGAUUUCGUGAAGUUUGUGGGGAAUUUUGAUCUUUUCACCCCCUAGGCAGCCUUUGAAUCUUUCCUGGCUGACUCUGUCAGGAUUUCAUUCUCUCAGUGGUAUUUUGCUGUCUCGAUGAUUGAGACGCUCUCUGUGGUGAUACAUGUUUUGACUUUGAUCCACUUAUGACAGUAACAGCAAUGCCGAUGCCCACUGCAGCCAACACAUUUGGCAUACGCGAUGUAUGGGCUGUCAAUGCUGAGGAGGAAUACAAAAAGAUGCGACAAAUGGUUCAGACAUAUCCCUAUGUCGCCAUGGACACUGAAUUUCCCGGAGUUGUGGCACGACCGAUAGGAGAGUUCCGCAGCACAUCAGAAUACCAGUAUCAACUUCUGCGUUGCAAUGUAGAUCUGCUGAAAAUCAUUCAGGUUGGCUUCAGCUUCAUGGAUGAGGAGGGCAAUUCACCAUCUCCCUACUCCACAUGGCAGUUCAACUUCAAAUUCAACCUCACGGAGGACAUGUACGCACAGGACUCAAUCGACCUUCUCCAGAACUCUGGCAUUCAAUUCAAGAAGCAUGAAGAGGAGGGAAUAGAAAUUGAUGACUUUGCCGAGUUCCUUAUGACAUCAGGUCUAGUACUCUCAGACAGGGUCAAAUGGCUCUCAUUCCACAGUGGGUAUGAUUUUGGCUACCUUCUGAGCAUGUUAUCUGGUUGCAACCUGCCGGCUGAGGAGUCAGAUUUCUUCGACUUGUUACGGAUCUACUUCCCGAAUAUAUAUGACGUGAAAUACUUGAUGAAGAGCUGUAAAAACUUGAAGGGGGGUCUACAGGAAGUGUCGGAACAGCUGGAGAUCGAACGGGUGGGUCCACAGCAUCAGGCAGGCAGUGACAGCUUACUAACAGGAGCCGCAUUCUUCAAAAUGAGAGAGAUGUUUUUUGAAGACAACAUUGACGAUAGCAAGUAUUGUGGCCAUUUGUUCGGACUUGGAACAUCGUAUGUCCAGAAUGGUUCAGCGUAUGAAAGUCACACGAAUAAUCAGGCCUUCCCGGCUGGUCAAGGAAAUGUAACGAAUGGCGGGGACGCGGUGGCAACGACAACUUCAAGUUGACGCAAUCAUGAAACAGACUGAAAAAGUUUGGUGUCUUUGCAAUGAAUUUGAUUUGGUGAACCGGUGGACGGGCAUUUUCUGAAAACAUUACUGGAUGGUUAGAACAUUUCUGAAGGCAGUGUUUGUCAGGAGUUCAAAGUAUGUCUUAGAAGGUCUUGCCUUUUCUAACUCAGAAUGAGUAUAGUUAGAAAGAAUGUAGAAUUGGUGAGCUUCCAGCACUUCUGGAACUAUCAAAAUAUGUCUUACACGAAGAACCAUUGUUUGUUAAUAGUAUCCUUGAAGAAGACCUAUUGCAAGGCUUAUUCAUGAAAUCAGUCGCCUUUUUCAAAUGACCUCUCAGUUCAUGUGCAAUUGUUGGGAGAUACUUGAAUAUGUAUAUAUGAUAUUUUGGUUCAGAAGUUUAAAGCCGUAAGAAGCAAAAGUCAUAGCGUUAAUUUUCUAUCGUAUUUUGUUCAGUUCUUUUCUGUUCUUUCUUCACAAUCUACCAACAAACUUUCAUCUUGACCUGCACUUUUUUCAAAGGUGUUUAAACUUUGAGACAAAUACAAAUAAAAAUACUUUCUAGGAAAGUGUGUCUUGAUACAUAAAUGCCAGCAAACUGGUGUUUCUUCCAGCAUAUAUCUGAUCUCCAUUCUGAUUUCGCUCAAUCCAAAAACCAGUUGAGUUCAUUUCAGCUGAUGUUAUUAACCUUUUUGAAAGAGAAAAUGUCAACUAUGCUGUUGGUACUAUCUUGAUUUCUUAAAACUCUCAAAAUUGCUGUUUAUUUCACUGUCCUUAUUCUCUUUUGUAUUAUGUUGUGUCAGGUCUUGCAUGCACAGUUCUCAAAACCUUGUGGAGAGUGUGAUAUGAAAAUGUAGGCUGCACCAUUUAUUGACUGCCUAACUCUUCAUAAUAUGACUUUUGCUGAUGACGGCAAAACUUCAAACAAAUGGUCAGUGGUUACGUGUGAUGUGGUGUUUGACUAUGGAAGAAACUUGGCAGUAAGUUGGGACAACAAUUUGAAUGAGGUCGUGUGAAAGAAUUAAAGACAAAAGGUCAAACCUACGAAAGCUUUUGUGAAGUUUUGAUGCAAAGUUUACAUCAAAAUUUCUUUUUAUUGGUAGUCAAGUUGUAAUAGAUUCAUUUUAACUCCUGAAUUUUUAUCACAACCUGAAAAAGGUUUCCCUAUAACUUUAAAAUGGUGCUUAAUGGGAACAUUUGGAUUAGUAGAGAAGAGUUUGGUUGUCAAUACACUUAUCUCAUCUUUUUGUAGUCUAGUCAUUCCAACUUUUUGAAACUUCGAGCAGACAAUGAAUUGGUGAUUUACUAUGUGUGUUGCCGGUUUGUUUGGAAACGAUGCGGCUCCAAUAAUGAUAUCGCAAAUUCAUGUUUAGUAAUAGUAUACCAGGAAUGAAUUGUAGAAUUAUUCAGUGGUGCUUUAUGUGUAAAAUUUCAUAUAAUGUGUCCAUUUGGUAAAUUCUGAUUAUACACCAAACUGUCAUAGUUUCAAUCUGUGCCAUGAAUAACAGAAUCACAUCCUGAAAACGUUUGGAAAAGAGCGAGCAUUUCUCUUUUAGAUCAACUUUUUAUGGUUUUAACUCUCUCAAUUUAGAACUUUUCCUUAUGUGAUAUUGGUGAUGCGGCCUUUGUGCCGAUAUCCCAACUCAAAUAUUGUGCCAUUCAUUAUCGUUUUCAAGUGCGAAGGGGUAUUGUGGCGCCGGUGCCCAAUUUCGUUCAAGAGGGAAGGGGUAGCAUUGCCCUGAUGAAGUCUUUUUGAGUUACCAAGAUAUGGGCCUUGGCGUACUAGCCUCAAAUUUAUCUCAUUAAAAUGAGGUGCCAUCCCAGUAGACCGCUCUUUUAGCAGUCAUAUAAAAUAAAAAGAAGAAUAGCUUGCAUCUUUCACAUGAUCUCAACUUCUGGAAAUUUGUUGUAAAACUUAACUUUAAAAUUGUUGUAAAACUUGGCCAAUUUUCUUCCAUAGUCCAAGUGUACUGACAUCAUUAGUGCCAGACAAAUGACAAGGCUCCUGAAUUGGGUCGUGUCCCUUCAAAAGGGGACAGCUUAUACUACGAGGGUGCAUUGCAUUGAGCAACUGCGCCUUUCGAGAUGAGGGUCUAGCAGGUACUUCAGACUAGUGUCGAUACUCACACUGAACUCCCGCAUUUCUAAAGUCUAUUUCUCUAAUCAGGUCUUGUUGGGAGGUAUUGUGUUUUAUGUUGGGCAAGCAGUAAAAAACAAUCAAGACCAAGGAAAUGUGUGUUGAUGCUGAAAUAUUGGUCAAUUUAUGAGUUACAUUUCCCCUGUUGUCCACAAUACUGAUUUAAAAAACCUUGUUCUAAGGCCAUGCAAUAGCCUCUUCCAUUGUGGCCAUGUUUAGAGGAAUUUACUUUAGCGAGGACUUUGUCCCUUGACACUAGUCUUUCAUGUACAUUUCUUUUUAGUAUAUACAGUUAAAGACAUUUGUACUUUACCUACCAUUGUGUGUCGUAAGCAUGUGCCCAGGUCUGUAUAAAUUCAUAGUCGAUAAGUCAGUAAAAAAUGUCGGUGCCAUGAAUUUAAUUUUGGUGUUGUGUGGUUUAUAAUUUAAAAGACUGCAGACUUGAGCAGGAAUAUUUCUAAACACAUUUCAUACUUUGAUAAUAUUGGUAUAGUGUGACCUCGAAUUAAAUUUUCUCGCAAGUUUUUGAAAUAGCUUGUGGAUUGUGGCUGCUUUUGAUCCAAGAUGCUAAACGUCUCUGUGACAGCUGUGUGUUUCAUUGAUAUAUCAAACUUUAGUUGACAAAUUUCCAACACCAGAGACCACACCACCAGUUUUCACUGCCAGACAAUUUUGUAGCAAUUUCGAUGCUGGCUUUGAUUUAUAGUUCCACAUGAUCACAGUUCCAAUUUGUUUAUGUGAUUGUAGGGCCUGGCGACUUGUUUUUAUUACCAUGUGGUGGCACUGUGAGCAAAUGAGUAAGUUGUCAUGCAUUUUACUUUUGUAAAUAAAGGGGCAACUUGUCUGUAUUCUUCCUAGCA
Lineus longissimus is the source of this 4138-nucleotide messenger RNA. RefSeq names its product CCR4-NOT transcription complex subunit 7-like. Bases 218 to 1141 code for a protein of 307 amino acids. The record is from RefSeq and is a predicted model, not a curated record. The transcript is spliced from 7 exons. Lineage: Eukaryota; Metazoa; Nemertea; Pilidiophora; Heteronemertea; Lineidae. Gene Ontology annotation, molecular function: poly(A)-specific ribonuclease activity; nucleic acid binding. Gene Ontology annotation, cellular component: P-body; CCR4-NOT complex; CCR4-NOT core complex.